This is a messenger RNA of Hansenula anomala, 741 nucleotides long. It is a transcript of the gene PYP1, whose product is annotated as putative phosphoric monoester hydrolase. Lineage: Eukaryota; Fungi; Ascomycota; Saccharomycetes; Phaffomycetales; Wickerhamomycetaceae. The transcript has 2 exons. The coding region runs from base 1 to 741 and encodes 246 amino acids. Gene Ontology annotation, molecular function: phosphatase activity. The record is from RefSeq and is a predicted model, not a curated record.
AUGUCAUUUGUUAACAAGCACGCUGAUAAGAAAGCCAUCAUCUUUACAGAUUUUGAUGGAACUGUCACUUUACAAGAUAGUAAUGAUUAUUUAACUGAUAACUUGGGUUUUGGUUAUGACAAACGUAAAGUUCUAAAUGAUUUGAUUUUGGAUGAAAAAAUGUCAUUCAGAGAAGCUUUCACUAAAAUGUUGGAUUCAAUUCCAACUCCAUUCCCCGAAUGUAUUGAUUAUCUAUUACAAAACAUUAAAUUAGAUCCUGGGUUCAAAGAAGCUUUCCAUUGGGCUCAAGCUAAUAACAUUCCAGUCAUUGUUGUGUCAAGUGGUAUGAAACCUAUCAUCAAAGCUUUACUACAAAGUUUAGUUGGUGAAGAAUCAAUUGAUCAAAUUGAAAUCAUUUCAAAUGAUGUCAAAGUCAAUGAUGAUGGAUCAUGGGAAAUCAUUUAUAGAGAUGAAACUCCAUUUGGUCAUGAUAAAUCAAGGGCUAUCAGACCAUACAGAGAGUCAAGAAAGAGCGCCAAAGAUCAAACUUUGUUCUACUGUGGUGAUGGUGUCUCAGAUCUAUCAGCUGCUAAAGAAACGGAUUUAUUGUUUGCUAAAAGAGGUAAAGAUCUAGUUACAUAUUGUAGAAGACAGAAUGUUGUUUUCAGACAAUUUGAUUCUUUCAAAGAUAUUUUAGAAAGUAUCAAAUCUGUUGUUGAAGGUGGAAAAACUAUAGAAGAAUUGAAUGAAAACAAUCAAUAG